Closterium sp. Naga37s-1 is the source of this 1995-nucleotide messenger RNA. The record is from the annotation of a GenBank genome assembly. NCBI's taxonomy places the organism in Eukaryota, Viridiplantae, Streptophyta, Zygnematophyceae, Desmidiales, Closteriaceae.
AUGGACGACCCGCGCAGAGUUUGCGACUAUGGCGGGCCAAAUAAAACGGGCAACCCGCGUCGGACAGACCGCGCUUCGACCUCUAUUGGCUGCCCGCAAACGGCGGGCAUUACCCUCCUACUCCUCGCAAUCUGCGCUGGAGCUAUCGCGCCGCGUUUGUGCGCAUCCGAAUCGGAUUCGACGGCGGGGAUUGCGGCGGGCAUGAAGGGCGGCAUCAGCAGGUCGCCCUCGCUUUCUGACGUGGCCGCAUCGCGGAACAGUCACCUGGACUAUAAUCACCUUCCCAAUGCCGCCCUUUACUAUCACGCUCUUAUCCAGAACGUUCUGGCCGAAGCGCCGCGCGUCACGCUCUUCGCCCCCUCCCGUUUCAGUCACGCCGACCGUUUGAGUUCGAAUCACGUGAAUCGCCGCGCGCUGCAAGCGAGUCCUCUGCAGAACGUGACGCUCGCUCCGAACCGCACGCAUCGCAAGAACCCUCUCGACGGAUUUAACUACUACACGGGCGGCUGGAACCCCAGCAGCAAGGACUACUGGGCGUCCGUCGUGUGGUCGGUGGUCUACGCGCCGCUGCUCGGGUUGCUUUGGGUCAUCCUGGGCCUCGGGAUUGUCGGAUUCUCGCUGCUCACCUGCCUGUGCUGUCGCGACAAGUGGAGCGAGAUGAGGGACCCAGCAUACGCCAAGUACACCAAGAAGGACCUCUGGGUGCCGCUGGGGUUCAUGCUCCUCGGGAUUGUCGCCGUGCUGGUGGGUUUCUCCGUGAUGGUGGCGGGGGGCGCGCAGCUGAAGAACCGCGUGGACAAUGUGACGCACUACCUGACGGAGCAGGUUGACUUCACGGCCAGUGUGGUCUACAACCUCACUAAGAUUGUGGAAACGAGCUCCACUAUCACCGUCGCCAACGCCGUCAUCCCAGCUGAUAAGAAAGCAGACAUUGAGAACAAGGCGAGGCAGGCAAACCAGACAGCCACUGAGCUGCAGGCCAAGACGGCAGACGGCAUCGACAUCAUCAACAGCAGCCUGCGACUCCUAACCAUCACCUUCUAUGUCAUCGGCUGCAUCAUCACAGCCCUUUGCCUCUUCGCCUUACUGUUUUCACUACUCAAAUGGGUCAUAGCAUCGAACAUCAUCAUCACUAUAAUCUGGGUGGUUGUCUUCUUCACUUGGUGCACCACAGCUGCUCUUAUCAUCGCAUACCUGGUGAACGGUGACACAAGCGUGGCAUUGGAGCAGGUGCAGCAGUCGCCCACCAUGAGCAGCGCCAUGGACAAAUACCUUCACUGCAUUCCCAGCGAGAAGCUCCUGAAUGCGACGCGCUACGCUCGCUACACCGCUGCCACCGUGCUGACCACGGCCAAUAGCUCCGUAGCUGCUAAUGCACCGAGGGCGCUUACCUACCUAAAUGCUCCGGGCGGCAUCUGUGUGCCGUACGGCCCGCCGCCCAAUUUCACGCGCGACAGCAGCUACUGCGGUAACGGCACCAUCAGCUUCCAGCAAUUUGUGAAUGGGCUUUCUGCGACAGCCAACAGCUCUGCCUUGGUGCCAGAUGUCGUGAAAAACGAUCUCACAGCCACGGCUCAGACGCUCGCGCUGCUCGAAUCCACCAUCCCCAACGUGCUCACCCUCGUCGACUGCUCCUAUGUCGCCAACAUUGCUGCGUUUGCAAUAGCCGAGGCGCAGGGGAUGAUAACCAAUUUCCAGAUGCUCUGGAUUGGCUUCCUGGUCAUCACCAUCGCCUGCAUGAUGCAGGCCCUCUCCAUGCCUAUCUACGUCUUCCGAGCCGUCAGGAUCGGCGAUCGGCUCAACGACGCCGAAGCUGAGGGACUGUACAAGGCUCCUGCUGUUCCAGUUGCAUACCCAUCAGGAGGGGGGGCCGAGGGGCAGACGCAAGCGAACGAGCCUAGCUUUGCAGAAGGCUCGGGCUACUCGUAUGGAGGCUCAGAACAGCCUUAUAGCAACAGCUCGUAUGCGAGCGAAAGUGGUGCUGGUUACAAGUAA